This is a messenger RNA of Penicillium angulare, 3798 nucleotides long. Its product is annotated as GTPase-activating protein BUD2. The transcript has 2 exons. The record is from RefSeq and is a predicted model, not a curated record. Bases 1 to 3798 code for a protein of 1265 amino acids. Gene Ontology annotation, biological process: regulation of GTPase activity. Lineage: Eukaryota; Fungi; Ascomycota; Eurotiomycetes; Eurotiales; Aspergillaceae.
AUGGACCCAGACAAUCCCAAUGGGUACAGUAAGAGAGGUUCUAUGCACCAGGCGUUAUAUAGCCGUCCCGUGGAGCGACGAGCUAGUAAGAAAUCCUCAUCCCGGGAUCGACACGGCAUGGUAUAUCCAGACAAUUUUCGAGAUACCGGCAUUCGCACAGUGACACCGGAAUCACACUCCCCUUUAUCCGAAUCCGAAUACUUGACCCAGAGUGCGCCUUCACCUCGGACCACUAUGCGAUCGCGAACCAUCGAACGAAGCGAGGAGGGAACACCGACUGAGGGAAGGACCGUGCGUACGCGAUCGCGAACCGCGACAUUGGAGGAGCAACGGAGCGACAUGCCAUCCAAUACCUUCAAGGCGCGGACCCGAAUCGGAUCGGUCAAUGCUACCAGUUCAUCCCAAACCAAGAUGGCAGAAAACAAGACAGUGGAGGAUUCUUCAUCCUCGAUCGGCUUUCCUUCAAUACAAACCCCCAAUUAUAUCGGACAGGCGGUAACGCGCCAACGACUCAAUAAAUCUCCUGGAAGUGGCCGGUCCAUCGCAAUCGCUCAAAAUUCAUUCUCAUCACCUCUCUCAAACACGGAUUCAGCCAAGAUUCUUCAAUUGAUGAAAACAACCUGCGGAAGGAUGCACGGGAUUCUUUCAUUCAGAACAACAUCCACCAACACUCGAUCCGCAAGCUCUUGGACAUCCGGGUACUGCGCAAUCAAUGUCGCCACUGGAAGUCUUAUAUACCAAGCAAAGGGUGAACCGGCAUUGGCAAAGACUUUGAUCCCAGAUCUACGUGGCUGCCGCGUUCGAACCCUGUUUGAUUCAGAGCUUUCAAUGACAUACCUAAGUGUUCAAACAUUCACCUCGGGCCUUGGAAUUCAGCUACGUCCUCAUGUCAACGAAACCUUCGAUUCGUGGCUCGCGGCUCUACUCUGUUGGCAACCCAUACGCCCCAAGGGCGUUCAAAACAAAAUGACCAAACCUCAAUCGGUUGUAAUUGGGGACCGCCGUAUUCCGGAGCGAAGAAGAAAUUCGGAAAGCGCAAAUCAAAAAGAUGCUGCGAUCAUCAAGGUUGGUAAGAUGCUUCUUUGGGACGAGCCAUCGGCAGCUGGAAUAAGACCGGAAUCCGCGCGGCGCGUAUCUACUUACAGACAGUCCAGAGCUCUCUCUUCCUCUUGGCAACGAGUAAGCUGUACAUUACAGGAGAACGGCGCUUUCAAGCUUUUUACCGAGUCGGAUGUUACCUUGGUAGCGUUCAUCAACCUUUCUCAGUUAUCACGCUGUGCGAUUCAACAAUUAGACUCCUCGGUACUUGAUGAUGAGUUUUGCAUUGCUAUUUACCCGCAAUAUACGGCACAGCCCGUCCCCGACGUAGCAAUGCGUCCUAUCUAUCUCGCCCUUGAAACCCGCGUCCUCUUUGAAGUCUGGUUCGUGCUACUGCGCGCGUUUACCAUUCCUGAACUGUAUGGUCCUGAAAUCACCACUGAAGAAGAAGAUUCCAAUAAGACACCCGAGGCCGACCCAUCGCCCACUAAGGGUAUGUUCCGAAUCGAAAGAAUACUCCAUUUGCGAGUCACCGAAGCCAAGCUAUUUCGUGCCAAGGAGGAAGAAACCCCGCGAAGUCGAAAGGCAUCUAGAGCUCAUGCGCACCCUGCUCCGCCCACACCCAAGAUCAGCGAUUUUUACACCGAGGUCCUUCUAGAUGGAGAAAUACGCGCCAAGACUGCUGUAAAAUAUCGUACAACAAAUCCAUUUUGGCGAGAAGAAUUCACCUUCAAUGAUCUACCACCUGUCCUCUCACAAGCUUCGAUAUUGGUCAAAACCCUCAACGCACAGCGGGAUUGGACUCUUAUUGCCCAAGGGACAUACCCGUCCAAUCAAGAAGUCAACGCAGUCAACAUGCUGGAUGAAAUUGAAAUCUCCACCAAAGAUGCGAUUUUUGGAAGGGUGGACUUGCGACUGGACGAAUUGGAGCCAGGCGUAGACUGUGAAAAGUGGUGGCCCGUUCUUGACGAUCAAGACCAAGCAGUUGGCGAGAUGUUCAUGAGAGCUCGAAUGGAGGAAACGGUGGUCUUGAUGUCUGAGGAAUAUGCACCAAUGAAAGAGCUCCUCCACAAAUUCACAAACGGUCUCACCGUCAAUAUGGGACAAGUUAUGUCAUCUGAAUUGAACCAGCUUUCUGAAAUGCUCCUGAAUAUCUACCAGGUGUCGGGUGCUACGGUGGAUUGGAUCUCAGCGCUGGUGGAAGAUGAGAUCGACGGCCUUCACAAAGAGUCCACUGCCAGUCACCUACGAUACACGACGAGGAUUCAUUCAAAUAACUCCCAAGACUCAUCCGGUCACGAACGUAAUGUUCUUGUAAGAGACAUGGGAAGGACUGCUACUGUGGAAGCGAAUCUUCUUUUCCGAGGAAACUCACUAUUGACAAAAGCCCUUGACCAACACAUGCGUCGAUUGGGCAAAGAGUAUUUGGAAGAGACAAUCGGAGAGCGACUUCGCGAAAUUGACGAGAGCGACCCUGAGUGUGAGGUUGACCCAGCCCGAGUCCCACGCGCCGAAGACCUUGACCGCAACUGGCGAAACUUGAUCAACCUAACUACCACGGUGUGGAAGUCUAUUGCAAUUUCAUGGUCUCGGUGCCCAGCCGAGCUCAGGCGCAUCUUCAGACAUGUUAGGGCAUGCGCUGAGGAUCGAUAUGGCGACUUCCUACGCACUGUGACCUAUAGCAGUGUAUCCGGCUUCCUGUUUCUCCGGUUCUUUUGCCCAGCCAUCCUGAAUCCCAAGCUGUUUGGGCUCUUAAAGGAUCAUCCUCGAUCCCGUGCGCAGCGCACUUUGACACUGAUCGCAAAGGCUCUUCAAGGAUUGGCUAAUAUGACAACAUUUGGCAAUAAGGAGCCGUGGAUGGAGCCAAUGAACAAGUUUCUCGCCGGUAACCGCGCAGAAUUCAAGCAAUUUGUCGACCUCAUUUGUGAUAUCCCAUCCAAUGCGACAGCACCAAUCCCCACUCCCUCCUACACCACUCCACUGCAAAUUCUUGGACGCUUGCCUCUUACCUCGCGCGAAGGGUUCCCCAGUCUUCCAUUUCUGAUUGACCAAUCUCGAUGCUUCGCAAACUUGAUUCAUAUUUGGCUUGAGGUUGUCCCAGAAAGGCUCUCCGAACUGGAAGAGAUCGACCCAUCUCUCUCCAAAUUUCACGAACUUGCGCUCCAUCUCCAAGAGCGUACUGAGGAUUGUCUCGACGAGGCAGAACAAGCAGAGCGUCCCAACGGCACACUUGAAGUUAAAUGGGAAGAAUUAGUUGACUCCAUGGAGCGGGCUGUAACUCUCCAUGAAGAAAGUUCAAGCAAGCCAACUGCUCCAGCUCUAGCUCAAGAGUCCGCUGCGGUCACCGCUGCCACUGCUGCCAUUGCCCCGGGCUCAUCUGCCUCAAACACUCCAGGCCAUCGUGGCUCAAUCGGAUUCUUCGCUCCUCGACCUGCCAUUCCUCGUCGAUCAACUGAUCACGGGCCAGAAGAUGACGACACUCCGCCCAGCUCAUCUUCAGCAACGUGGGAUCAAUCACGCAUGCCUUUCACGAUACCCCGCUGGUCCGAUCCCCGCGAUAGUACUGGUAGCUCCAAGAACUCCUCCACAUAUUCCCUCGAUUACUCCGAGAACUCCAAAGCUCGCAGAUCCAGUGUGACCAAGGAGAGCUCGAGCAAAUAUCGCUUUUUCGAUUUCGUCCCUGCGCCCUCUCGUCGCAAGGCCAAAGAGCGUGAUCAGUCCGGCAACCACUCGCACGAGGACCUCCGGAACGAAAUUUGA